Hepatospora eriocheir is the source of this 216-nucleotide messenger RNA. The record is from the annotation of a GenBank genome assembly. NCBI's taxonomy places the organism in Eukaryota, Fungi, Microsporidia, Hepatosporidae.
AUGCGAUCUUUAAGCGAAACAUUAAUUAGAAUACCAUUUUUCUUCAUAUUAAUACUUUUUUGUUAUAAUCUUUUAUUUAUAGUUAAAUAUAUGAUUGAAAGCAAAAAUUCUAAUAAAUCUUUAGAAUCUAAAGAUUCAAAUAAAACAAAUGAUCAAAAUAAUAACACAGAUAGACCUAUUUAUGUUCCUGAUGAUCCUAAUUUAAUUACUGUUUAA